Molecule: messenger RNA, 1996 nt
Organism: Vitrella brassicaformis
Lineage: Eukaryota; Vitrellaceae
Source: the annotation of a GenBank genome assembly
UCUACACGAAUCGUGCGGAAAAACUCGCACGAUACGAAUGCAGCAGCUCGAUGUAUCAUUCAGCAUCCCUAUCGACAAGAUGGCACCUUUCGACAUUGCACAUUGCACAUUGCACACACGACGCGACAAUCAAACAGACAGCAAAACAGCACAUGUCGACACGAGAGAGAGACAUGAAAGCAAAAACAUGGAUUCCCAAACCAGUCGCCCGAUAGCUGAGCAGCCCACCAUGAGAGCGCGUAUGACACCACAGAGGAGAAGAGAAACUGAUUCAAAAACACAUGCCUGGGAGUAAAAAACACGUGUGUAUGUCACGAGGUCGAUGUGACAAAGAAGUGACUGGUCGACCGCCUGUCUGACCAACCACAUAUGCACACUCGUAUGUACACAUGCACACUUCGCAUGCUUUGCGAUCAGUCACAAGGGCCAGCUGACACGAGGACACAAGCAUCGCUCUACGGAUGGGGACGUCCACAAAGGCCAUCACACAUCCACGCACCGUUUGCCUCCGCCUAUCUAGGCCACUGUAGGCAGUCAGACCGUGCCAAUUACAUCUGAUAUGCAUGAAAAGCACGCAGACAGAAUGUAUGAGUGUCAAAACAUCACGAGAAAAUGCAACAUGAGACAAAUGCUCGUAUCGCUACUAGACGUCGAAUUUCUUAUCGAAGUCUUCUGGGGGCUCCUUGUCGCCCCACCUUAUGUCAGUCUUCACGUGCCAUGUAUAGAUCUGAACGACACACAGGAACCAUCUGCGCACAGCACAAUUUGGCUUGCUCAUCGCGCAUAUACCUUUGUGCAGUUGUCUGCGAGUGGUUCUAUGUCCCACUUGCUGACAUUCGUCUGCUCGAGGAAAUCGCUUUCCAGACGGCCUUUCUUACUCCGGAUUUUCCACAGCAGUGGGGGGUCCUGCAGAAAGUGCCUCACGUGCAGGCCAAAGCCUGCUGUGUCAAUCGGAUACGCACGACCCGUCUAUACAGAUACAUACAGAUCCACACAGAAAGGCAACGACAUGAGCAUUGGUCGAAUCCAUCCGCCCUUCGUGUUGCAGAUUGCUCGUUCGCUCACCCCCCAUGCGUUGUACUUCUUGAUUUUGCCGGUGGUCGAGUUGACGUCACAGUACUGAGCUACUCUGCGUGCCCCCGCCAGGCCCACGGGCCAGGUGCCGAUGUUGCGGACCUUCCGCAGCUCAUGGAGAAUGCGAAUAUCAUAUGCAUUGUCGUCAUCAGCAAAAUACACAACGGAAUCCUGCAACAGAAAUGAGACAAUCCCCCGAUUGUCUGCUGUGUUCAUUGGUGUUUGUGCACCUCAUAUGCUCUCUUCAGCUCCGCAUCGGCCUCAUUUAGCACAAUGUCCCGUAUCAGCCGAAUGGCCUCGUUCCUCUGCUCUGCCCCCCUGGUUCUCAAUCCAGAUGAGCUACUGACGUUCAAGUGAGACCAAUGCAAUAGGAGGCUGUCAUUCAGCCACCUCUCGACUUUGGCCGUCCUGUUGACGCUGUCCUCGACAACAAUCAUGUGCACGUUACUGGCUGCGAGACCGAAUGUGUUGAACAGCCGCGUCAGAUCCAGCCGCUGCGUGAUUCGCCUGUACGUGGGAGUGAUGACAAAUACCCACCGCAGGCCGGGCACCCAGUGAUGGGAGGGGAAGAGGAAGGGCGAAUCAGACUCACUGAGGACGUGACGGGCGGUGAGGUGAGGGGCACGCUCUUGCCUUCCUCUCAUGGCAGCACGAGGCGUUGAUGAGUCAACCGAGCUGCUGAACACCUCAAGAUGCGCCGUUCUCGAGGCGGCGUGCUUGUCGCCAUCCAGCAUCACGCCCAUAGUAGUCAGCAUCAGGGGGAGCGGACCGCACUGUCGCUUGAUCAGGAAAAAACAUAAGAAGUAGAGUGGGGCAACCACCAGCACAGCGAGCGCACACGGCGCAGAGAAGCGAAAGCGCAUCGCUCGAAGGGCUGAUUGCUUCACGACACCGUCGUCAAGGAAACGACCGGAAAAAAUUC